Molecule: messenger RNA, 1179 nt
Organism: Helianthus annuus (common sunflower)
Lineage: Eukaryota; Viridiplantae; Streptophyta; Magnoliopsida; Asterales; Asteraceae
Exons: 3
Coding region: 1-1179 (392 amino acids)
Source: RefSeq, a predicted model, not a curated record
AUGGCGGACCCAAACAUUUUAAAUAACCCCGCUUUUUAUGCUUAUUUCAAUAAUAUGCACGUUGCUAGCCCUACACCGCAAGUACACUACAACAAUACGACGAUACCGCAAAAUAUGGGGUUCACCACUUGGAACACACAACAACCCGGUGGUUUUCAAAACGUUGGAGGAUCGAGACAACAAAAUGUGGUGGAUUUAGAUGACGAAGAAGUUCCGGAGACCCAGUUCCAUGUCGGUCAAAAUGAUGUUGACCCUCAAAAAAAGAAACGUUCACACAAGAGGAAAACACCGGGUGAAGAACGCUUGAAAACCAAACCGAUACCAUGGACUUCCAACGAGGAAAUGAGCUUGUCCAAGGCUUGGCUAGAAAUAACCGAAGACCCGAGAUGUAGUAACUAUCAAAAGGAAAAAACAUAUUGGUCUCGUAUUUACAACGUUUUCCUCAAGUUGGAAGAUCAAGAAGAUGGAUACCGUGAUCCCGAUGGUAUUGGCGCGAAGUGGCGUAAAAUGCGUCCUUUGAUUCAAAGUUUCAACCAAAUAUACACUCGCCUAAGUAACUCGAGUGUGCGCCAAAGUGGUUCCGACGAUGCGAUGCUCCAAGCAAACGCCCAAAAUGAAUUCCGAGCCGAACACAAGAAGGCGUUUCCUUAUCUUGCUAUUUGGCAAUUUUUAAGAACGAGUUCGAAAUUUCACAUAGUCAUCGUCUUCGAUCCAUUUAAAACUCGUGGCCAACCGUCGGCUAAGCGGUCAAAAACCUCAUCCUCAAACGACCAUCAAAGUACCGGUUCGGACGCUCGGUACCAAAUAAAUCUCAACGACACUGAGGAAGAUUUGGAAGAGCCACAUGAAGAGGCCGAUGCGUUUCAACCACCACAACGGCCGGUUGGCCGAGAUAGGGCCAAAAAAGCCGCCCAACCGUCUUCUAGCGGUGUACGAAUCGACUACACCGAAACGUUCGAAAAAGUGACCAAUAAGUUAGACGGCUUGUUGCAAACGAGCCAACAACGGAUCAACUUAAAAAAAGAACACGGGGACCGAAAGCUAAAGCUGAAAGAAAGUCGUCAAAAAGCAAUUGAUUUGCAAAUAUUAACAUCCGACACGACAAACCUUACUGGAGCCGAGCUCGCUUUAGCCGAACAAAUGAAGCAAGAAAUUCGAGAAAAAUAUAACCUUUGUUGA